Molecule: messenger RNA, 5386 nt
Organism: Anthonomus grandis grandis
Lineage: Eukaryota; Metazoa; Arthropoda; Insecta; Coleoptera; Curculionidae
Product: innexin inx2-like
Exons: 4
Coding region: 117-1166 (349 amino acids)
Biological process (GO): phototransduction
Cellular component (GO): plasma membrane; gap junction
Molecular function (GO): gap junction channel activity
Source: RefSeq, a predicted model, not a curated record
AAAAUUUUUCGAACAUUUUUGUUGUGGAAUUCGCGCCGGCUUUUGGAAUGUGGGUUUAGAAGAAAAAAUUACUCUGGCUGGCAGUAAUAUUUCAGUUUUCGAUUGGCAGCGUCAAUAUGCAGGAUUUCUUAAACAGUUUCAAAAAUCUAAUUAAAAGCGACGAUACUCGCACAGAUAGUAAUGUGUUUAAGUUGCAUUAUAAAUUUACAGUCAUCCUUUUGGUGGUUUUCUCAAUCCUGCUGUCCAGCAAACAGUACUUUGGUGAUCCUAUAAGCUGCGAUGUGAAUGAUAAAAAAGAAACCGUUGAUGUUUUUUGUUGGGUUUCUGGUACUUUUAUUAGGCCUGAUACUGUGACAAGUCAAACCUUAGCCGCUUAUAAGCUUGCGGGUUUAGGUAAUCCUGUAGGAACAGAAAUUUAUACUCUUUUUUACUAUCAGUGGGUUUGCCUGUUGUUCUGUAUUCAGGCCCUAAUGUUUUAUAUUCCAAGAUAUUUAUGGAAAUCUUGGGAAGGGAAUAGAUUGGAAAUAAUUGUUAAGGAUUUAAGAGGUCCUCUGUCACCAGACAAAUGGUCUGCAGAUUAUAAAGAUAAAAUUACCAAUUUCAUGUUUUGUACAAGGGAUCAUAAUGCAUAUGCUCUUUCCUAUGCUUUUUGUGAACUGCUGAGUCUAGGCAAUUUGAUCCUUCAAGUAUUUUUUAUGGAUUGGUAUUUAGGCGGAAAAUUCGCAAGAUAUGGAUAUGAAGUGGCCACGAAACCGUGGCCAGUGGCGUACAACGCGGUUUUCCCAAAAAGGACUAUGUGCAUAUAUACAACAUUUGGACCUUCUGGAGGAAUUAAUGUUAUAGACGCACUCUGCGUCUUACCUUUAAACGUCCUCAAUGAAAAAUUUUUCCUUAUUCUUUGGUACUGGAUCAUCUUUCUGUUUCCAGUGACCAUAGGAGCGUUGAUUUAUAGGGCCGUAGUACUUACUACAAAACAGUUUAGGGCCAUUUUACUGAAAGCUCAGAUAAGACAACUGCCCACUUCAGAAGCAAAUACGAUUGCAUAUAAUUUAUCUUAUGGGCAGUUUUUUAUUUUGUAUAAUAUUGGUAAAAAUUUAAAUCCGAUGGUUUUUCAUGAGCUGCUGGUUUGUAUUGCGUCUAGGUGUAAAUCGUAUGUUCAUUUGUGAUUUUCAUGAAAAAAAACUGUUUGUUCUUUACAAUUAUUAGAAUAUGCUCUGGAUACUUUAUGUGAAAAAAAUUAUCUACCUGUAGGUUAAUUUUUUCAUCUUUAGUGUCAUAUCUCAAGUUCUAAAGCCUCACUAUGUGAUAAGUGACAAUACCUCAAAUUGUGAUAAAAUAAGUGAUAAGUUUAUGUGAUUAAGAUUAGGUCUCAAAAUAUCCUUUCACUUUUCGUACAAUGAUCAAUUAUAAUAUAUAAAAGCGGCCAAUUAAGCUAUGCUGUUCUGUUGUGCCAGUAAAAAACAUGGUAAGUACAUGGGUUUUUGAAUUUUAAAAAAUCGUAAAAUAACGCUUUUGAAGACGAGGUCUUUGUAAAAAUGUAAUAUUUCCUACACAAAUACUUUGUCCUUUUUGAUUGGUCACAAAAUAAAGUCCAUUAAGUGUAUACAGGGUAUGCAACGAAGAACUGCGAUAAACAAUUUUUCAAAAAGUAGGCUUUAGACAUUUUUGAAAAUUUGGCAACGUCGCACAGUGGGGCCAAAUGUCCAAAAACUGGCAUUAAUUCUAGGGGUUCUUUAAGAUGCCUUAAUUAUCAAUAAUUAAAGGAUUUAAAAAAAAAACAGGUUUAUAAAUUUUAUAUAGCUUUUAAACAUUUUUAAUCGAAUUAAUUAAAGAAAAAAUUUAUAUAAAAACAUAAAACAUAAAAAUAUUAUUCUGCAAUUAUUACAGAAAAAAAAAACACAAAAUCCAAAUGAUUUUAUUCAGAACUAUCAUCCUUCACUAUCGUUUAUGGACCUAUUAGAUAACUGGAUGUCUGGGGCCCUUACUAAGUCUAAAACUUCCUUCGGAAGAUAUCUUGAAAUCUUUUUGGAAAGUUGCUUGUAGCUAGUCACAAGAGGAUCCGAAGUUAUAAGCAUUCAAUUAAAAACAUCUUUAUUAAACUCGCGAGAUGUUUCAAUAUUAACAUCAAAGCCACUUGAUAUUGUAAUUAAAAUCACAUGCAUUUUUUUUAGCUCUACGCCUACACCCGUUAUCUGAGAUGCAAUAUUUGCAUUACCAAAAACCUUCAUGAUUUAUUUCCAUCAUUACUGUUGCCAAAACCAGGCUUAGGUUUAUCGACAAUUAAUCCUAAAUUAUUUCUAAAUUCAUUUCGAAUACUUACUUUGUUUUUUGCCACAAUUUCUUUAUCUUCCUUUCUUACUUGCAAUUUUUUACGGGUAGUUUGUAUCCAAUAUGCAAGAGGCAUUUAAACAAUCUUAUCCAGCAAUGAAGCACUGAUAACCCAAAUUGUAAUGUGGACGGAUCAUAUCAUGGUCUUCUGGACUUUUUGUUAAGAUUUCGAUAGAAUAUAGAUCUUUAGAGCUAGCUCUGCAUAUGUAACAACGUUGAGUUGAAGUGUUGUGUUGAAUCUCCAAAUCUCUUUGAUUUUUUGUACAGUGCAAAGCUAUAUUGCCAUUGUUGCUGUCGAAUUGACCAUAAACCUAAGAGGUACAAGGAACACUAUAAAAACGCUUGGAUCAUCGCAUUUGUACCAACACAUUUUUGUUUGUAGGAUGUGUGACCGGAACUACGAGGGCGGGUCAAUAAGUCCGUGACUUUUUGGAUAAAAGACAGGUUUUUAUAUACAAAGAAAAAUUUUAUUUUUCAACAUAGUGUCCUUUGAGUUCUAUACACUUAGUCCAACGUUUCUUCAAUUUUUUUAUCCCUUCGGAAAAAUAUGAUUUGUCGAGGUCAUCAAAAUAGGCAUUUGUUUGAGAGAUGAUUUCGUCGUUGGAGUCAAAUCUCUUCCCGCUGAGCCAUUUCUUUAAGUUUGGAAAUAGGAAAUAGUCUCUAGGGGCUAAAUCUGGAAAAUAGGGCGGAUGAGGAAGUAAUUCGUAACCUAAUUUAUGGAUUUUUGCCAUGGAAACUGCACAUGUGUAGACCCUUGCAUUGUCCUGGUGGAAAAUAACUUUUUUUUUUGGCCAAAUAUGGUCUUUUUUCUUUCAGUUCCUCAUUGAAUCUAUCCAAUAAGUUGGUAUAAUAUUCUCCAUUGAUUGUUUUCACCUUUUGAAGAUAGUCAAUGUGGAUUAUACCGCGUGCAUCCCAAAAAACGGUCGCCAUGACUUUAUUGGCUGACAAAGUCACCUUUGGCUUCUUGGGCGCCGAUUCACCCCGAGAAAUCCACUGUUUUGACUGCUGUUUGGUCUCUGGCGUGUUGUGGUGGAUCCACGUUUCGUCCACGGUGACAAAACGACGCAAAAAUUCGUCAUGAUCAUUCAAAAUUGAAACUACUGAACCAUGUGAGAUGCGUAUGGCUUCCACAAUCUCUCUCACUUUCAAUCUCCGAUCGGCUAAAACCAUAUCGUGAAUUUUUUCGAUUGUUUUGGAUGUAGAGACCUUGACUGGGCGUCCAGAAUAUUCGGCAUCUUUCGUGCUUGUACGGCCACAUCGAAAUUCAGUAAACCACUUCUUUACCAUGGAAAUGGAUGGUGCAGAGUCCCCAUAAUAUUUAUCAAGCUUAGCCUUGGUUUGAGUGAUGGUUUUUUUUCCGUAAAAAAUAAUGCUUAAUGAGCACACGAAAUUCACUUUUUUCCAUUUUCUUCUCAAAACGAGUGGUAGUCUGCUAUCAACAGCUGUCAAACGCAAACUAAAUGACGCAGCUUGUAAAAAUUUUGACAGGCGUCAACUGACAGUUCUCUGUUGACAGGAGCAGAGUUGCCAUUUCCAUUAAAGGGCGGGAAAUUCAAAAAGUCACGGACUUAUUGACCCGCCUUCGUACCAUCACAUCCCCACUUAGAUAGUAAACGCAUUUCUUGAGGUUUGACUUGCAGAAUUACAUCUUGCUGCAAUUGCAGCAAAGGUUUAGAAGUAUGGUUUAAUAGAUCUUGAACUGGUACUUCUGCAGAUGUUGCUGUAACAGUUAUGUUAUUUGGGUAACAAGAUUUCUUGACUGCUUGAACUGUUUUGUACGACGGGAAUUUCUCUGGAUCUUUUGCACGAAUAACGUUACAUUGGUGCCGUGUCCGUUUGGCUUCAACCAUAGUCGAAAGAGCUUCUCUCCAGACAUCUUAGGCCGAGGCGUUUAUGCGAUUAGAGCAUUUCUGUAAUCAAAUUCGCGUGUAGGUGAGCGAGUAACUUCUACAAUGACUUUGGCAGCAUCUAGCCGUCCACAUGACCUCAAAUUAAUUUUCAUGACAAAUCCAAGCUGACAUGUUGACACAUUUUUUCUAAAAUUUUCAGUUUUUAGUCAUUCGCUUCGGUUAGAGCAAUUUUCAAAAGCUAGUUGUGGAUGACCCGGCCGUUUUGCAGAUAUAUUUUUAUGCUGGGUGGAACCAAUUAAAGUUUCUAGCCAUUCUUUAUUAUUUUUAAGAAGUGGAGUUUCAAUACGAUGUGCCUAACUCCACUUUUCCUUAAGACGAAAUGUAAAUUGAAACAGAGUAUGUUUAAGUUCGCCUAUUUAGGACAAUUAGUUAAUUCUUUAAGAUGGCCUUUUAAAAAAUUAAAUUGCUCAACAAGUUUUUCCAAGCCACAAUUUUUCAUUAACUUAUAUAGUUCCAAUCUGGAUAUAUAUAUAUAAAAAUGCAACUUUUUGAUUUUUUCCAAACAUUUCAAAAUCGGAAAAAGAUCAAAUCGUUCUGAAAGCUGAACUAAAUUGGUAAAUAAAUGUGCUACAAUUUUCCCCAUUUAAGCAAUUUUCUAUCUCUUAUAGUUUCCAAGAUACUCAUACAUGUAUACCCAAUUUGGGCUACACUGUAUAUAUAUAUUAUUUGAAUUUGAUCCUGUAAGAAAAACAAAUAUUUCAGAAUAGAUAGAUCAUUGCUUCAAUCACAUGUUUGUAUGUAUAACGUAUUUUAAAAGUCGCAAUUAUUUUUAAAAGGGCAAACAGAGCAACGAGUGCUAAUGAAGUUUAAAACUACAUAAAUUGUACUAUCAUCCUGCAUAAAAUCUUAAUGUGGAACGGUGUGGAACUAGACUUUACAUGCUUAUUACAUUAAAUUAAUUACUACAAAUAGUAUAUACGCGAUGGUAACUCAUCCAUUUUACAAAUAAUUUUAGGAGUACACACUGUGGAAUAUAGUAGUAACAAAAUGUCUUAUGCGAGAGGCCCGAGUUUUAAACACAAAUUGCUCUUAUCAAAAAGUAAAAAUGUCUAUAUUGCUUUAUCACUCACACAAUGUAUCGAUGGCAAAUACCCAAAAAAAGUAUUGUCUGGAAUGUUUAUUCAAUAAAUAAGAUAGAUAUAUGGUGA